GUGGUCCUGUGUGUACAGCUUCCACAAGAGGGAAUCCUAACCGUCGCUGUCAUGGUACACUGCAGUUGCGCGUUGUUGAGAAAGUAUGGAAACUUCGUUGAUAACCUAAGAAUUUUCACCAGAGGCGGAAGUGGUGGAAUGGGUUACCCUCGUUUAGGUGGAGAAGGUGGAAAAGGCGGUGAUGUCUGGGUUGUUGCCAAUAACAAAAUGACUUUAAAACAACUUAAAAACAAAUACCCUAAGAAGAGAUUUGUGGCUGGAGAAGGAGCAAAUAGUCGGGUUAGUGCACUAAAAGGCUCCAAAGGAAAAGACUGUGAAAUUCCUGUACCUGUAGGAAUCUCAGUAACUGAUGAAAAUGGUAAAAUUAUAGGAGAACUCAAUAAAGAAAAAGACAGACUUUUGGUAGCUGAAGGAGGCCUUGGUGGUAAAUUGCUUACAAAUUUCUUACCAUUGAAAGGCCAGAAACGAAUUAUUCACCUUGAUCUUAAACUUAUAGCUGAUAUAGGCCUAGUGGGAUUCCCAAAUGCUGGAAAAUCUUCUUUGUUAAGUCAGAUUUCUCAUGCAAAACCUGAAGUUGCAGAUUAUGCAUUUACAACAUUAAAACCUGAACUUGGAAAGAUUAUGUAUAAUGACUUCAAACAGAUAUCAGUGGCUGAUCUUCCUGGUUUAAUAGAAGGAGCACAUAUGAACAAAGGAAUGGGCCACAAAUUCCUAAAGCAUAUAGAAAGAACCAAACAACUACUUUUUGUUGUCGAUAUUUCUGGUUUUCAGCUUUCUUCCAAAACUGAAUACAGAACUGCCUUUGAAACUAUAAUACUGCUUGCAAAAGAGUUAGAGUUGUACAAAGAGGGCCUUCAGACAAAACCUGCACUUCUAGCAGUUAAUAAAAUGGACUUGCCAAAUGCCCAAGAUAAAUUCCAUAUACUGAUGAACCAACUCCAGAAUCCUAAAGACUUUUUACAUUUAUUUGAAAAAAAUAUGAUUCCAGAAAGGACCAUGGAAUUCCAACACAUCAUCCCUAUCUCUGCAAUUACUGGAGAAGGAAUUGACAAAUUAAAGGACAGUAUAAGACAAUCUCUAGAUGAACAAGCUGAUCAGGAAAAUGAUGCAUACCAUCAGAAACAGUUGCUUAAUUUACAGACUUCCAAAACAAUAUCUUACAGUGAGCCAAAAAAUGUUGCUCAAAAAAAUGUUGCUACUAGUCCCAGAAUGGAUAUAAUUUAAAUAUAUUAAAAAUUAUUUUGAAAUUGUGUUCAUUUAAAAGUUUUUCCACAGAUAUAUUUUUUUGAAGGUUAGUUCCUGUUGAACUUCUGAUACACAUGCCAUCAUGCAAGAACUGUACUUUUUAAAGUUGUUCUGUAUUUAAGUGUAUCAACAGUAAAUUUGAUAUAUAAACUAAUAUAAAAAUUAGUUUAUAAUUUCAUGACCAAUCCACCUAUAAUAAAUAUCCUCCAAAAUACUUGUACUAAGACAUGUCCAGUGAGAUAAUUUUUUUAAUUAUAUAAAAGAACUCCCUACAUUGUUGGAAUGAAUAACUACCUUUUGUUGCCUAUGGGUUAAGUCUCAUGCUAUCACCUACAUGGCCCUGCUCCCCU
Condylura cristata (star-nosed mole) is the source of this 1595-nucleotide messenger RNA. It is a transcript of the gene GTPBP10, whose product is annotated as GTP-binding protein 10 (putative). Bases 52 to 1224 code for a protein of 390 amino acids. The transcript has 10 exons. Gene Ontology annotation, cellular component: mitochondrion. Gene Ontology annotation, molecular function: GTPase activity; magnesium ion binding; GTP binding. NCBI's taxonomy places the organism in Eukaryota, Metazoa, Chordata, Mammalia, Eulipotyphla, Talpidae. The record is from RefSeq and is a predicted model, not a curated record.